AUGUCGUACUUCAUCCCACCAGUCAAUUAUGGUAUGAUUGAGGAAGACUUGUACCGAUCAGGACAACCGAAUGAACUCAACUUUCCCUUUCUAGAGCGAUUAAAUCUACGUACGAUUAUAUAUUUGGCACUGGAAGAGCCCAAUCCGCAGUUCCAGAGUUUCGUGGAAGAACAGGACAUUCAGCUUGUCUUUUUAGGGGGUAAUACGCGCAUGGAGAGUCGCCGCAAGUCCUGGGAACCACUGUCUGAAGAAACGGUUCUCGCAGCACUUGAUAUUAUCCUUGAUCGUUCGAAUUAUCCACUCUACAUCACGUGUCAUCUCGGUCGAGACCGUACAGGUGCUGUAGUGGGUUGUCUACGUAAGAUUCAAGGAUGGCAUUUGUCAUCGAUCUUUGAAGAGUAUCGACGGUUUGCUGGUAGUAAAGUGCGGCUGCAGAACGAGCAAUUUAUUGAGCUCUUUGACACGGACUUGGUGACGAUACCUGUGAAUCCACCAUCUUGGAUGAGAAAACACUUGUAA
Molecule: messenger RNA, 519 nt
Organism: Peronospora farinosa
Lineage: Eukaryota; Oomycota; Peronosporomycetes; Peronosporales; Peronosporaceae
Source: the annotation of a GenBank genome assembly